Molecule: messenger RNA, 1062 nt
Organism: Alternaria ventricosa
Lineage: Eukaryota; Fungi; Ascomycota; Dothideomycetes; Pleosporales; Pleosporaceae
Exons: 2
Coding region: 1-1062 (353 amino acids)
Source: RefSeq, a predicted model, not a curated record
AUGCUGCCUGGCUGUCUCGGCUCCCUCCAGACUACCUCGCAUCAAAACGUCAAACUCAAGCUACGACUACCCGAAGGCUCUCCUGCCAAGUUUGUCAAGAUCAGCGGCGCCCUACAGAUUACAAAACGAGCCACCGGACGAGACGCCGAAGCCGCGUUGGGUGACCUGCGUUUUGGCGACAAGCGAGACAUUUUGGUCCAACUAGCCAUUGCACCAGACACCGGCUCACCAGAACAGCUUCCUCAGGACCCUUGGGAGUCGAUUGUGUCUGGCCUUGAGGCUCUCGGUGGACCGCUCGACCAGGACGACUCACGCACACUCAGCGUUGAAGAAGUGCCGCUGAUCCAGGCAGACCUGACGUACGGUGACAUCCUACGCGAAGGGUCUUUGUCACAUUUACCACGCCCGUCGUUACUCGCCAUCACUCUGCUACCGUCAGGGCCAAAGAAGAGCCCGACUGGAAGACCACCAACACCUCCCAUCCCACCUCAUCCUCACGUCGUGCAGCGACGCAUGGAAUUGCUCACCUCAGACAUGCUGACACGCGCAUUGACGCUUGUUUCGCGUGGGCAACACGACCGCGCACACCACCUUCUCAAGGAAACGCGCAGUAUUCUAAAAGGACUCGGAAAAGGAGGUCUGCCACCACUUCCACCUCCAGGUCACCGACGCAACGAACCAUCCAGUGCAGCAGGCAGCACUGGAUCCGCAUCACCGACAUUGCACAGUACCAGUGGCGACUUGCGUGCGCGAACGCCCUCGCCUCAUGCGGAUAGCCCCUUUACUCCUGCAGCAGGCAUUGAUGUCAGAACCAUGUAUGCGCUUGACGCAGAACUCGAGUCCAGUCUCGAGUGGAUCAACCACCCUGCUGUCUUCGGUAGGGAUUCGCGAAAGGCCGUGUUGCAGGCAAUCGGUGUCAUCUCAUCCCAGCGCGCGUACACCUUCCGCUCGCCCUCGGAAUCUCUCUGGGCAGAGCGCAUUGCUGGUGUCAAGCGCCUAUCCGAACGCGCACGCGACUGGCGCGAAACCGGCGACCAAGAAGCCUUGAUGGAGGAGAAUUAA